AAACAGAAAAAAAAAAAAAACAGAGAGAAAAAAUUUCCCCUCCUUCUUUCUCUCUCCCUCUCUCCUCCUUCUCCGUCUGGCCUUUGUCUGUCUGAAAAGAAAAAAAGAAAGAAAGAGAAAAGAAACAACGCCCAACAGAAACGAAAGAGAAAAAGUAAACACAAAAAAUUACAACAAAACAAGGAAGAAGAAGACGACGACGGAGGCGGAGGAGAAGGCGGAGGAAGGAGAAGGAAGGAGGCGGCGGCGGAAGAACGACAACUUCCCCUUUUCAUUUUCUUCUCUUCUCUUCUGAAGGGGAGUUCCUGUCUCCGUUUACUCUCUCUUUUCUUUCAGAUCAGUCCACUACGCUUCUCUCUCCCCCUUUUUCUCUCUCCGUCUUCUCUCCAUUUCUUCCCUUAAUUAUAAUCUCAUUUCCAAUAAUUUCCCUCUUUCGCGAAACACUUCUCUUCUCCCUCAUUUCCCUUUGAUCCUUUCACUCCGUCACUUUCACUUCAACAGAUUCUUUCCCGAUUCAAUUCUUCACCAUCGCUCCAAUUGCCUACCUACGGCAUUCGCCAGUGCCGUUUGCCUGCGGCGGCCUGAAUUUUUGCAAGCCUUUUCGAUUUUAGCUCAACGAGGAAACUUGAGGGGAUCUGCGUUCAUCCCUCUUUUGGGUUUAUAAUUUUGUCGCCGGAAAAGAAAGACGGGGUGAUUAUAGAAAUCGACCGGUUUGGAUCCAGCCACCGUAGAAACAGCGCCAUCUAAUGGCGCUGUUCAGACGCUUCUUCUACCGGAAGCCACCGGAUCGGCUUCUGGAGAUCUCCGACAGGGUUUACGUUUUCGACUGUUGCUUCUCCACCAAUGUCAUGGAAGAGGAUGAGUACAAGCUCUACUUAGGUGGCAUUGUAGCACAGCUGCAGGACCACUUUCCCGAUGCCUCAUUUAUGGUGUUUAAUUUUCGAGAGGGAGAUAGACGGAGCCAACUUUCAGACAUCUUAACACAGUAUGAUAUGACAGUUAUGGAUUACCCUCGUCAAUAUGAAGGGUGUCCAUUAUUGCCUCUGGAGAUGGUUCAUCAUUUCCUUCGAUCUAGUGAAAGCUGGUUGUCAUUGGAGGGGCAACAAAAUGUGUUGUUAAUGCAUUGCGAAAGAGGAGGAUGGCCUGUGCUUGCUUUCAUGCUUGCCGGUCUUUUGCUAUAUCGGGGGCAGUAUAGUGGGGAGCACAAGACUCUUGAAGCGGUCUACAAGCAAGCUCCUAAGGAACUUCUACAUGUUUUAUCUGCUUUAAAUCCAUACCCUUCCCAGCUCAGAUAUCUUCAGUAUAUUUCUAGAAGGAAUUUUGGGGUUGAUUGGCCUCCUUCUGACACACCCUUAAUUCUCGACUGUUUGAUGCUUAGAACCCUUCCACUCUUUGAAGGAGGAACAAGUUGCAGGCCGGUUGUGCGUGUUUAUGGCCAGGAUCCUUCAAAACCAGCCAAUAGAACGUCUAAGCUUUUGUAUUCAACUUCGAAGACUAAAAGACACAUACGCCAGUAUGCACAGGAAGAGAGUAUGCUUGUGAAAAUAGAUCUUAGAUGCCGUGUACAAGGUGAUGUUGUCAUUGAGUGUAUCCACUUGGACGAAGACCUCUUGCAUGAGCAGAUGAUCUUCAGACUGAUGUUCCAUACAGCAUUUGUGCGAGCAAAUAUUUUGAUUUUGAACCGUGAUGACAUUGAUAUUUUGUGGGAUGCCAAGGAUCAAUUUUCACGGGACUUCAAAGCAGAGGUACUUUUUGCGGAUGCAGACACUGUUCUCCCAUCUCUCACCACAGUUUUGACUGGUGAGGAUUUGAAUGAUUUAGAAAGUGCUUCACCUGAAGAAUUUUAUGAGGUGGAAGAGAUCUUCACAGUGGAGGCGCCAGAAUCAAAAGGGAACUUUGAUACUCAUAUAACCCAGAAGGCAUCUCAUUUAGAGCAUACAGAAGUUGUGAAAGAGGAUGUGGAAGUGCCGUCUUUCCAAGAUUGUAGGGGUGAUGAUGUGAACCACAAGCGUGGUGGGGAGCUUAGUUCUAAUGUUGAUCCUGUGAAGGAUAUUGCUGUAGAUGAUGUGAAAUACCGGUUGGAUGACAAGGAGGUUUCUGAUCUUGAAGCAGUGAAAGACAUUACUGUCGAUAAUGGGAAUAUAAAGUUUGGUCCUGCAAAUGCCAUAUCUGAUAUCCCUGUAAAUGACAAUACAAAGGUAAUCACUUAUGAAGCAGAUGGAGAUUUCAAAGUGACUGAGGAUAAAGGUGGUGAUAUAGCAAGCAGUCCAAAUAUGAAGGUAGAAACAAGUGUCUUACAAGAGAAUCAGAAUGAACUUGAUAGAGAAAUACAUGUGAAGUCAGGUCCACUUUCUCCAUGGCUUUCUCUUGCUAGCAAAUCUCCAGAGACAAUGCGUACCAAGCAGAAGAAACAGUUUGAAAAUCUGGGUGACAACUUAAGACAAAUGAAGCCCGAACUAUCGCCUCUGUGGCUUGUACCUAGCAAAGGUCUCGUAAGCAGUCCGGUGAAUGUUACCCAUCCACCAUCAAGGUAUAAUAGUGCACCGCCUGAUUUUUCUCUACCUUGGGUUCGUGAAGAGUCCAGUGAUGGUGCCAACAAAAAGUCAUCUUCUACUGCUUCUGCUCACUUGGAUUCAGAUUCGAGUAAGUUGUUCUCUCCGUCCACUGAUAAUCAAGAGCAGACAACAUCCAUCCAUGUACCUCCUGCACCACCCAUCCCUCGAUCCACAGUACCAUCAUCUUCAGUUGCCAAAGCAGUUUUGAAGCUACCCUCAUCCCUGUCCUCCAUCCCACCACCACCUCCACCUCCUCCUCCUCCACCGCCUUACAUGCAAUCAAGCAAGCUGAAAGUUGAGAUGGUAUCACAAAAUGCAACCUUACAGUGCACUCCUCCUCAUCCCCCUUCCAUUGCCAGCAAUGGACAUAACAUUAGGAUAACAUUGCCCCCUCCACCCCCUCCAUUUCCUUGGAAAUCCGUGACUGUAAAUACUUCAAUUUGCCUUACUACUAGAGCUCCUCCUCCGCCUCCUCCACCACCACCUCCCCAAUUCCAUUAUAGCUAUGGUACCUCAUUAACUACUUCAGAACCAGAUUUUGGAAUCCUUGGUUCACCUUCUCUUCCAUUGGCACAUGGUACGCCUUCCACAACACCACCACCACCUCCACACGUGCCAUCAGAAACUGCUCCUACAGCACUGCAACUGCCUCCGCCUCCGCCUCCACCACCUCCUGGUCUCUCCUGGGGGUUUACUUCUGCACCACCACCGUCACCACCUCCACCACCUCCACCACCUCCUCCUUCCCAAGUCGCUUCUCAAUGUUUUUUGUCUUCAACAUUGCCGCCCCCUCCACCGCCGCCCCCAUUGCCACCUCCCUUUAGUCAGUUGCAGAAUGUUGCUCAUUGCAGUCCACCACCUCCUCCACCACCACCUCCCUUUAUUCAUUUGCAGGAUGUUCAUUGCAUCCCAUCAUCGCCACCGCCACCACCACCACCACCGCCUCCUAUGGCCAUGAAAAGUCAAGGUUCUCCACUUGCAUCACCAUCAUUUUCAAGAAGUGGACCUCCGCCGCCGCCGCCGCCACUGACACCUACUAAAUUGGGAGCUCCUACACCACCUCCACCUCCUCCCCCACCACCAUCAGUAUGUGGGGCUCCUCUACCACCACCUCCUCCAUCAGUUAGGGGGGCUUUUCUACCACCGCCUCCUCCUCCUCCAUCAGUCAGUGGGGCUCCUCCACCUCCACCACCACCUCCUUUUCAUGGAGUACCAGCACCACCUGCACCACCACCUUUCAGUGGAGCACGAGCAGCACCUCCACCACCACCUUUGCCUGGAGCCCCAGCACCACCUCCACCUCCACCACCACCUACUUUUCAUGGAGUACCAGCGCCACCUGCACCACCACCUUUCAGUGGAGCACGAGCAGCACCUCCACCACCACCUUUGCCUGGAGCCCCAACACCACCUCCACCUCCUCCAAUGAUUGGAGCACCAACCCCACCCCCUCCUCUAAUGCGGGGGGCACCACCUCCACCACCCCCUCCAGGUGGUGGGCGUGGACCUCCUCCUCCUCCUCCUCCUCUUCUAGGGGGCCGAGGGCCUCCUCCACCCCCUCCUCCUGGAGGAAGUGUUCCUGGUCCUCCGGGAGUUGGGCCGCCCCCACCACCACCCUUAGGUGCCAAAGGAGCUGCUGCUGAUGCAAGAGGUAGAGGACGAGGGCGUGGAGUGGGUGCUGCUAUGGCAACUCGAAGAUCUUCACUGAAGCCAUUGCAUUGGAGCAAGGUAACAAGGGCAAUACAAGGAAGUUUGUGGGAAGAACUACAAAGGCACGGGGAGUCCCAAACUGCACCAGAAUUUGAUGUGUCAGAGAUAGAGACCCUUUUUUCUGCAAUAGUUCCAAAACCUGCUGACUCCAGUAAAGGUGGAAAAAAGAAGUCCGCUGGAUCAAAACCUGACAAAGUUCACCUGAUUGAUUUGAGGAGGGCAAACAAUACUGAAAUUAUGCUUACAAAAGUUAAAAUGCCUCUCUCUGACAUGAUGACUGCAGUACUUGCCAUGGAUGAGUCAGUUCUAGAUGUUGAUCAAGUGGACAAUCUUAUAAAGUUCUGCCCAACCAAAGAAGAGAUGGAGCAACUCAAGAACUACACUGGUGACAAGGACAACUUGGGAAAGUGUGAACAGAACUUCGUUGAGAAGUACAGAGAGGUCUUAGGUGUGGCUUUUGAAUUGGUACCUUGGAGUGUAAAGCUAGUUUUUGGAGGUCAAGUAAGGUUAGGCCUUAAGCCAGUCAUUGAAGUGUUGAAACAACUCCUUCUUUAUGCUAUGAACAACAUACUUCCUGGAGCUAAUGAAAGUACCACGUGUAGAAUCAAAACUAAGAGUAUUUUCAUUCAAGAUCCAGUUCAGUGCUCAGGUCUGGACGCAACUGCAUUGACUAUCAGCGUGUCUUAUACUCGGUGUCUUUCACAGAUUUCAGAAUUUAAGAAGAGCUUAAACACGGUGAACUCUGCGUGUCAUGAGGUAAAAAACUCCCUGAAACUGAAGGAAAUCAUGAAGAAGAUUCUCUAUUUGGGGAACACCUUGAACCAAGGAACUGCACGGGGUGCUGCAGUUGGAUUCAAGUUGGACAGUCUUCUGAAACUUACUGAUACCCGAGCUGCGAACAGCAAAAUGACACUUAUGCAUUACCUAUGCAAGGUAUUUGCUGCAAAGUCGCCGCCACUUUUAGAUUUUCACCUAGAUCUGGUUAGCCUUGAAACUGCCUCAAAGAUACAAUUGAAGUCAUUAGCAGAGGAAAUGCAAGCUAUCAUCAAGGGAUUGGAAAAGGUAAAGCAGGAGAAUACAGCAUCAGCAAAUGACGGCCCCGUGUCCGAGGUCUUCAGAAAGGCAUUGAAAGAGUUCAUAUCUGGUGCCGAGGCAGAGGUGGCUUCAGUGACAAAUUUAUAUUCUGUAGUGGGUAGAAAUGCAGAUGCACUUGCAUUAUACUUUGGUGAAGAUCCUGCACGCUAUCCGUUUGAGCAAGUUACUGCAACCCUCUUGAAUUUUGUGAGGUUGUUUCGGAAAGCACAUGAAGAGAACUUGAAGGAGGCUGAAGCAGCUAAAAAGAAAGCCAGUAAGGAUGCGGAAAUGGAAAAGGCAAAGACUCCAAAGAAAAGUAGUGACACAUAGUGGCUGUGGUCGGGAGUCGACUGACCACUCUUACCAUGAAACUGUCCUAUCCACCCCCCUCCCCCCCAACAGCACCACGUGAAGAGAUAAAAUUGCAUAACAAACACGACGUGAACAAAAACGAGGCACCACAAGGAGGGUUGACCCAGAGGGGAAGCAUUUGGUCGAGUGAAAAUGAUCGACGAUCUUUUGGGGGGAAAGGAACAAGGAAACCUCUGCUCGAUGAGCUGGUUACAACAAGAGUGGAGCAGCAGAGGUGGUCUGCGGUUUGUGGGAUGGACUGGGUGCAAGUUGGGCCACUGAAAGGCGUCAGGCAAUUUUGUAGGUGGGAUGGUCCAGUCAAGCCUCCUUAACAAGGGUGUACAAGUGAAGCUUAUGUUUUGCUUGUCGGUUUCAUCGUUCGUUCGGCACAAGCUUUUUGGUGAGCACCAGAGCGGAUGAAUGGAUGGAAGGACGGACGGACGGGUGUGUAGAAGUAAGUGUAAAGGCAUGGAGGAAGUUCCCUACUGACCACCGACUGGGACAAGGAAAACCAGUGUGUACAAAGGGUGAUUUUUGACUAACCUCAGCAUCCAAUUCUUUGUCUAUGUUUGUUCAAAAUAGCAGGAACCUAGUGGGGAAGCAGUUGAAUAUUAUAGUUUUGGUGGUUUGUUUAUUAACUUGUGUUUUUGGUGGCACUAGAAGGCAGGGCUGCCCAUCUGGCGAAGUAUGUUGUAUAGGGUAAAUUCAGGUUUCAGAUAGCAGGGAGAGUGUUGGAUUUAGAAGCAAAAGACGGGUUUGGUUGUUCAGUUGUAAUUGUAAUAUACAAGGAAAUGAAAGAUGUAGAGAGGGAGGGAGAGAAGAGAGUAUGUAGAUUGGCUCAGUACUUAAAACUGUUGUUAAUCAAGGCUUCUAUCCCAUUUCAAAGCCUUUUUAUCACAAGUUCCUGGGACCGAGAUUGAAAUUUGUGUAGCUGGCUUCUCCAUUCAUGUACAGAAGGCUCUCUGAUGUUCUGCGGUUCUUUUGUAUGGUUUGAUUGUGGCGUUAC
Linum tenue is the source of this 6696-nucleotide messenger RNA. Lineage: Eukaryota; Viridiplantae; Streptophyta; Magnoliopsida; Malpighiales; Linaceae. The record is from the annotation of a GenBank genome assembly.